AUGCGUCUCUCGCCGUCGUGGUACCAGUUCCUGGUCGGUGUCUUUGCCUCUCUUGGAUCAUUCCUUUAUGGAUAUGAUCUGGGUGUAAUCGCUGAGGUGCUCGUCUGCCAAUCAUUUAAAGCCAAAUUCGAGGCAGAUGAUACCCAAACAGGAUUAGUCGUGUCUUUAUUCACGGCUGGCGCAUGCAUCGGUGCCGGACUUGCGGGCGCCAGUGGUGAUCAUUUAGGUAGACGACGGACCAUCUCAUUGGGAUGUUUCAUCUUCACUCUCGGAGGUGGUCUUCAGACCGGUGCGAGGACAAUUGCCUAUCUAUACAGCGGACGAUUCCUGGCCGGGUUAGGUGUCGGUUUCCUCACAAUGAUGAUUCCUCUAUACCAAGCCGAGAUCUGUCACCCCAGCAUCCGUGGUCGAGUUACGGCCUUGCAGCAAUUUAUGCUCGGUAUUGGAGCGCUCUGCGCUACAUGGAUUGGUUAUGGAACAUACACCGGCUUUGCAGAGGAUAACAAUGCGCAAUGGCAACUGCCUCUCGGUUUGCAAAUUGCCCCUGCUGUAUUUUUGGGUCUUUUGAUCUCUUUCUUCCCUGAGUCGCCUCGAUGGCUUAUUGACCACAACCGCACCGAAGAGGGAUUGCGCACAUUGGCCAAGUUGCAUGCGCAUGGUAACGAAAACGAUGCUUGGGUCCAGGCAGAAUUCGCUCAAAUUCAGGAGAGCAUCACGUUUGAGCAUGAGAACGAGGCGAAGUCAUAUGUCGAGUUGUUGACCAAUCGCUCCUCGUUCCGUCGGUUGUUCCUCUGCUGUGCAUUGCAAGCCUCAAUACUACUCACCUCAGAUUUAUGGUCAAAUCGGUAUCUCCAACGAAGACACCCUGAAGUAUCAGGCAAUUAA
Molecule: messenger RNA, 885 nt
Organism: Penicillium roqueforti
Lineage: Eukaryota; Fungi; Ascomycota; Eurotiomycetes; Eurotiales; Aspergillaceae
Exons: 7
Coding region: 1-885 (294 amino acids)
Biological process (GO): carbohydrate transport; transmembrane transport
Cellular component (GO): membrane
Molecular function (GO): carbohydrate:proton symporter activity
Source: RefSeq, a predicted model, not a curated record